Messenger RNA from Vicia villosa (hairy vetch), 682 nucleotides. RefSeq lists its product as uncharacterized. The record is from RefSeq and is a predicted model, not a curated record. The coding region runs from base 191 to 487 and encodes 98 amino acids. NCBI's taxonomy places the organism in Eukaryota, Viridiplantae, Streptophyta, Magnoliopsida, Fabales, Fabaceae. The transcript is spliced from 2 exons.
UGGUGGUGUAUCUGUUCAUUAUCUGUUCAUUGGUGGAGUAAUUGUUAAAUAACAUUAAUGUAAAUUUAUCUGAAAGUAACUAAAAAGACAAUUGUGUUUUUCAUUUUUUUUACCAACAAUCCAAACCCUGCCUCUCAUCUCAUUCUUUCGCUUGUGAAAGAUACCUUUUCUCUUGGUUUUGCAUUGAAGGAUGAGUAACGUCACUGAGAAAUUGGGGAUCAAGAUUGAAACAAACCCUUCUGAAGAAAAACUCACUCAACUUGGUGUUAGGCAAUGGUCCAAAUGGGGUUGUCCUCCAAGCAAAUUUCUCUCCACUUUUGAUUCGAAAGAGACUUGCUAUCUCCUAGAAGGAAAAGUUAAGGUAACACCAAGUGGAGCAAAUGAGUCAGUUGAAUUGGGUGCUGGUGAUUUGGUUGUGUUUCCUAAAGGCAUGACUUGUACUUUUGAUGUUUCUGUUGCUGUCAACAAGCACUUUAUCUUUGAAUAACUCCUAAAUGCCGCAACAAAUGAAGUGGAUGACUUUCAUGAACUUAUUUGGCAUUAAGGUUUUUAGUGAAUUAAGAACUUUGAAGUGGUUAGCUUUUGUUGUUAAAAGUGUCUAUCUUGCUCUUUUUUUUCUUAAAUUAUGCUAUUCAAUUUAGACAUCGCAUGUAUCACAAAUUAAUAGUCAAGUUGAUGUUCA